AUGUCGUCCGCUCUCGCCUCGGGCAGCCAGCAGCGGCUUCGUCCCGACAAGCUCGUCCUCGCCACUCCCGGCGGCAUCCCCAGGCUCUCGGCAGACCAUCCGCUGCUGGCCAAGGACAAGGUGCCAGAGCUCCUCGACCAGUACCGCCCGCUCUUUGCCACUCCGCUCAAGCUGCAGGCCAUCGUCCUCGAGGCGCGCCAGCUCGGUAGCGUGCUCAACAACCGGGCCGUCGUUCCGCACUUUUUCAACGCCGUCGGAUAUCGCCACGUGCGCCCUCACCCGGGCGGCGACGCCAGCCGCCGGAUCGUCGUGCUCAACGUCCAGCAGGGCCAGCCCUUCCCUGCAGACCUCGAGGAGCAGGUACAGAGCCUCGGCUUCGAGCGCAUCCCCUUUGACGUCGAGCUGGGCUGGGAGAACCUCUCGUCGGAUGCGGUGCUCGAGGCCAUGCUGCCGGCCGACAUUGUCGCAUCCGAGGGCGUCCCCACCGGCUUCACCAUCGUCGGCCACAUUGCCCACCUCAACCUCAUAGAGCUCUACCUCCCCUUCCGCUACCUCGUCGGCGCCGUCAUCCUCGAGAAGAACGCCACCUCGAUCCGCACCGUCGUCAACAAGCUCGACUCGAUCGACACCCAGUUCCGCUUCUUCAAGAUGGAGCUGCUGGCCGGCGACGACGACUACACCGCCCACGUGUCCGAGAGCGACUGCAGCUUCACCUUUGACUUCCGCACCGUCUACUGGAACAGCCGCUUGCACGGCGAACACGCCAGGCUCAUCCGGCGCUUCCGCCCCAACCAGGUCGUGGCCGACGUCAUGGCGGGCGUCGGGCCGUUUGCCGUCCCCGCAGCGAAAAAGGGCGUGUGGGUGCUGGCCAACGACCUCAACCCCAAGUCGUACGAGUCGCUCUGCGCCAACGGCAAGGCCAACCACGUGCUCGAGUCGACCCAGGACGACGCCGACGGGGCGCGGGACAACAACAACCUCGACGGCGGCCUCCUCGCCUACUGCCAGGAUGGCCGCGAGUUUAUCCGGGAGAGCGCCAAGAUGGCGUGGGAGAGGUCGUUCCGCGGUCGGCCCGUCGGCUUCGGCAUGGGCGAGAGGGGAGACGAGGCGCUGCGGGAGCAUGCCAGGAAGGCGAUCAAGGCUCGGCAGAAGGCCAAACGGGCCGAGCACGCCAAGCGGCACGAGCAGAAGCUGGCGCGUGCCGGCGUCGACGACAAGGCAGUCGAAGCGUCGACCCCAGCAACCGGGCCAGCACCACCACCGCCGCCGCCGCCGCCUGCCGACGAGAUCGAGCGCCACGCUCCGCGCAAGCUCAUCGACCACUUUGUCAUGAACCUGCCAGCCUCGGCGCUCGAGUUCCUCGACGCCUUCCGGGGCCUGUACACGUACCUGGCCGCCGAGACAUCGACGGCGUCGCGAAGGUCGAAUCGUUUCCUCCCUACGCGGCCCGGCACCGACGACGACGACGACAACGGAGAGGGCGCAAACGGCACAACGACGACGACGACGACGACGACGACGACGACGACGGUACAGACGACAAAGGAGGAUCUGGAUCGCAUCGCCCACUUUAAGAGUACAGAGGAGCUGAUGCACUUCCUCGAGGACGAGUUCCGGCGCGCCGGGCUCGAGGCAUCGCCCGACCUCGAGGUGCACUACGUCCGCGACGUCGCGCCCAACAAGCAGAUGUACUGCGUCAGCUUCCGGCUCCCUGCCGAGGUCCUCUUUGCCAACCCCUAG
This is a messenger RNA of Pseudozyma flocculosa PF-1, 1740 nucleotides long. RefSeq lists its product as uncharacterized. Gene Ontology annotation, cellular component: cytoplasm; mitochondrial matrix. The record is from RefSeq and is a predicted model, not a curated record. The transcript has 2 exons. Gene Ontology annotation, biological process: tRNA N1-guanine methylation; mitochondrial tRNA methylation. NCBI's taxonomy places the organism in Eukaryota, Fungi, Basidiomycota, Ustilaginomycetes, Ustilaginales, Ustilaginaceae. The coding region runs from base 1 to 1740 and encodes 579 amino acids.